Messenger RNA from Mytilus trossulus (common blue mussel), 978 nucleotides. RefSeq lists its product as uncharacterized. Lineage: Eukaryota; Metazoa; Mollusca; Bivalvia; Mytilida; Mytilidae. The transcript has 7 exons. Bases 133 to 741 code for a protein of 202 amino acids. The record is from RefSeq and is a predicted model, not a curated record.
GAAUACUCAACUAAAUGUACAUGCGUAGGUGUCAUGUAGGGCAGUAUAAAUACAGUUGCAGACUCAAACGUAGUAGACAAAGUCGGCAAUUCUUUAAGAGUAUUUUAGGUAAAGAUUGAACUAAACGUAACAAUGUUUAGAAUGAAGAUAUGUGUGAUGCUGUUGGUGUCAUUUGUUACAGCAUUUGAUUUGAAAUUUGAUUACCAGAUAAGUGAAGGGAAGGCCAGAUUUGUUGAAAAUAUAGAAACUAAUCUAGGAAAGAAUAUAGUUAAAAUUCAUACUCCAGCGCACAACGAUAUUCUCGAAUCAUACCUUAUGCAAGAUUUCCAAAAGGGUAUGCAAAUAAGGUGUCUUCCAUCUUUACUUCAAUGUAAACUGAGGGUUAUUGAUAGAAAGACUUCGUCCGAUGCUGGUAAAGUUACAGAGUCAUUUGUACACAGCUGGAAUAAAGGUACAAACAGUAUAACAAGCAUCAAUGCAACAGUGGUAAUAGAGAUGUACUAUGUUGAUGACAAAGAAGUAGUUGACACUGUUGCAAUUGGGGAAGACUUGAGGAGAUUUUAUGAAAGCUUUGAAUAUCCUCUUUAUUUGGAAAAGAAAAUACCCAGUGACGCUGAAGUACUCAACAUAACCAAUUCUUCCGGAAGACGGUUUAAAAGGACAUUCAUUCCACUAAAUUUAAACAAUUGCAAGGGACAACAACCAAAACAAGUUUUUGGUGUUGAUACUGGAAGAUCAUGAAACUAUCUGAAGAUAUGUAAAGAUAUUGAAUUGGUUAACGGUGUACAGGUAUUCGGAGAUUGUGGCAAUAUUCACAUUUUGUCACCGCUUGCAUAUAUUUGUGUGUGCUGUCCACAAGUCAAAGCCAUAAACAUAUACAGUAACGAUUGUUCUUGUACAAAGAUGGGACAGGCAAGCAGAGGGUGAACAAACGAGACGGAUAUUUUUGCAUAAUAAAAGAAAACUUUAUGUAUUUUA